Saccoglossus kowalevskii is the source of this 5006-nucleotide messenger RNA. RefSeq names its product eIF-2-alpha kinase GCN2-like. Gene Ontology annotation, biological process: regulation of translational initiation by eIF2 alpha phosphorylation; DNA damage checkpoint signaling. Gene Ontology annotation, cellular component: cytoplasm; nucleus. Lineage: Eukaryota; Metazoa; Hemichordata; Enteropneusta; Harrimaniidae. The record is from RefSeq and is a predicted model, not a curated record. Gene Ontology annotation, molecular function: protein binding; ATP binding; eukaryotic translation initiation factor 2alpha kinase activity.
AAAAUGGCGUCUAAUGUACACGUUCUUCGGUCGCGCUUAGGAUAUUGACCGUUUGCUAAGCUUGGAAUGCGUAACAGUGAAAUUUACCUCACUGAAACUAAUGACGAUAUGAAUCGGCACGUUUUAAUCUGGAUUGUUUGACCAAGAACAUGGAGGAAGACUACGACACACCCCAGGAGCGCCAGGAGAACGAGCUCCAAGUUUUGAAAUCUAUUUACAUGGACGAAUGCAUUGAUGUCAGAGACAACGACACUUGGAAGGUUCAGCGGCCAUUGGAAGUACUGUUACAUUUAAAGCCGCAGCAGAGUAUGGGUGGAACAAAUGAAAUAUAUGUCAAUAUUGAUCUCAGAGUAAAGUGUUCAGAUAACUACCCCAAUGAGCUGCCAGAGAUAACCUUGGAAAGUCCCAAGGGGUUGUCUAAUGAUCAGACAAAGAAAUUAAGAAAAGACUUAGAAUGUGAAGCUAAGAAGAGAAUUGGAGAGGUAAUGAUUCUGGAGUUAGCUACUCAGAUUGAAGAGUUUCUGCAUAUACACAAUGUUCCUCAGAUGAAAUCAUUCUAUCAUGAGAUGUUAACCAAUAAGAAAAGGAAAGAAGAAAAAGCUGCUAAAGAACAACAGAGAAAGAUGGACCUUAAGAAAAGGAGGGAGGCAAUGCAAAGAAAAGAAAUUGAGGAAGAGAUACAGAGAAGGCAAAUGGCUCUCAAAGAAGAAAGCAGAAGAAGACGUGUUAUGUCUAAAAAGGAAGACCCUGUCCCAGAGGAAAAGAAUAAAAAAUCAGAUGAAUCUGAGGAUUUGAUGCAGAACACAUCCAGUGAGUCAACUACUUCAUCUCCAACUAGAAGAAAACGUCAGCCUGACCCUGUAAAUGGAGAUGACAAGCUUAAACUAAGACAUUCCAGCUCUACUCGAAUAAGGCAUGAUUCAUGUGGAAAUGAGUCAAGAAGUAGGAAAGGUAGUGGUAAUGUUGGAACCGUGACUACAACAUUCUAUACUAAAGGAAAUAGAACAAUAACAAGAGGGAAAUGUUUAGGACAAGGCUCAUCUGGCAGUAAAGUUUAUGUAGGAAUGGAUACUGCAUCUGGGGAGUUAGUGGCCAUAGGUGAAUGGGUGUUGAAAUGGAGGCAUUCAAUUGGUGGUGAUAAUGACAGUGAACAAGCUGCACAGUACAUGAAAAAGGUUGUCAGUAUUGAACAAGAAUUAUUGUCAUUGCUGCGAUUGGAUAAUCCCUAUCUUGUACAUUACUUAGCUAUAAAGUAUACUGAAUCUAACAACUGUAUUAUUAUUGAGGUGUUAAUGGAGUAUAUUGGGGGUGGUACCCUGGCUACCUUUAUAGAUAAUGGUACUCCAGUUCAGCUGGAGUCACUUCGACACUAUGCCAUUGAUAUACUAGAAUCCCUGCAAUAUUUACAUAGUAAAGGAGUGGUUCAUAAAGAUUUAAAAGCUUCCAGUAUUUUUAUCGAUUCAGAAGGUCAUCUUAGAAUUGCAGAUUAUAGUAUAGGAAAAAGAAUAAGUGACUUGUGCCACAGCAGUAAUGCCACUAAGCAAGGUGUUCAUUUUAGUGAUGACAAAAUUGUUGCAAAAGGUGGUAAAAAAGGAGAUAUUUUAAAGUUUGGUAUGUUGCUGCUUUCGUUGUUACAUGGAGAUUACAUUACAGAGUACCCAGUAGAAAUACCUCACAAUUAUCCUCCUGAUUUUCAAGAUUUUCUUACAAAAUGUCUUACUACAGAUGACAGAGUAAGAUUAUCUCCACAACAGCUACUCAGACAUGCAUUUAUUUGUCCUUCUAUUGAUAAUAUGAAUAAUGGUGGCUUUGGUAAUGACUAUGGCGCUUUACAUAACCCCAGUACAGUCAAUGAAGGAACACCCGACGAGUCUCCGUUUGAAAGUCAUUUUGCUACCCCUAAACCAAUUGAUGUUUCCAAAUCAAGGUUAUACAGUGAAUUUGAAGAACUUAAAUGGCUUGGCAAAGGAGGGUUUGGUGAUGUUAUUAAGGUGCAAAACAAACUUGAUGGUUGUUUUUAUGCAAUUAAACGGAUACCACUCAAUCCCAAAAGUAAAGAAUUUAACAAGAAGAUUACAAGGGAAGUCAAAUUAUUAUCAAGAUUAAAUCAUGAAAAUGUUGUCAGAUAUUACAAUUCUUGGAUUGAAGUUUGUGAGAAUUCUGCAUCCCAAGAAACAGACAGUGAGUCGAAAACAUCAACGGAUCCAGAGUCUAACAGUUUUAUGAAACCUAAUUUACGCAGAGGUCUCAGUUUUUCUGAUAAUAUUGAGAAGUUUGCACCACAAGCUGUUGAUGAGUCCAUAGAAUGGAGUAUGUCUUUUGAGGUAUCGAGAAGAAUGCAGGAAGAGAGUAGUGAAUCGUCUAGUGAUGAGGAAGAUGUUUUUGGUACAUCGUUUCUGCCCCAUUCAGAUUCAUCAGACAUCGUGUUCGAACAUAGUUUCAGGAAUUCAAAUUUCCCUGGUUUUGAUGAUUCUGAUUCAGAAGAGGAAUCUAAAAAAGUAGAGAAUAAAGAUAAUGGUAGCAAGAUAUCGGUGAUAGGAAUCCAGUAUCUGUAUAUUCAGAUGGAGUACUGUGAAAAGAGUACACUGAGAAAUAGUAUUGAUGAUGGGUUAUUCAGUGAUCACAAGAGAGUAUGGAGGUUAUUUAGAGAAAUACUGGAAGGUUUGACACACAUACACUUACAGGGCAUGAUUCACAGAGACUUAAAACCAGUUAAUAUAUUCUUGGAUUUAAAUGACAAUGUAAAGAUUGGUGACUUUGGGUUGGCUACUACCCAGGCAUUUGAACGACCCCUGACCCCAGAAAGACAGGGUCAAACACCAGAUCAUACAUUAACAAGUCCAGAUGGAUCAAGAUCUCAAGAAGGCAUUGGUGAGGGCCUGACUGGAAAAGUGGGUACUGCUCUCUAUGUCAGUCCUGAAUUAGCUAAUGUUAAAUCUAAAACUAAAACUACAUACAAUCAGAAAGUUGAUCUAUACAGCCUUGGUAUAAUAUUUUUUGAAAUGUGCUACCGCCCUCUAUCUACUGGUAUGGAGAGGGUUAAGGUUAUUGGCAAUCUUAGAAUGGUGACAAGUCCGAUUUUUCCAGAUGAUUUUGAUGAAAUUAAGUUUCCCAAGCAAAUACACAUCCUGAAUUGGUUGUUGGAUCAUGAUCCAGAUAAGAGGCCUACCGCACAGGAACUGUUACAAAGUAACCACUUACCCCGUCCAGAGAUGGAAGAUGCUCAGUUAUAUGAAGUACUUAAACAUACCAUGUCUAAUAGAAAAUCUAGUGCUUAUAGGAGACUAAUGAAUGAAUUGUUCUCUCAGCCGAUUGAAACUGCUACUGAUUAUACCUAUGAUAUGAAUAUUCAUAAGGGUUUUACUUCAUGUCAAACCAAUCUAGCUCAACGAACAGUGCAUGACACUCUAUGCAAGGUGUUCCAGAAACAUGGAGGUGUUCUUAUUAAUACACAGUUACUGCUUCCCAAAUCUGAGUUGUAUGAAAACGCUGAUUAUUGUACAACAUUGAUGGACCAUAGUGGAGGUUUGGUUACUCUCCCAUUUGAUCUAAGGGUUCCCUUUGCUCGUUUUAUUGCAAGAAAUAAUGUCUCCUACCUGAAAAGGUAUUCUAUAGAACGAGUAUACAGAUCUCGAAAACUUUUUGGUGCACACCCUAAGGAAAUGACAGAAUGUGCUUUUGAUAUUGUCAAUACAUCUCCAGAUGGUCUGGUACCUGAUGCUGAGAUACUUCUCAUUGUGUAUGAUAUUAUUAAUGAUAUUCCAGUGUUACAGGGACGUAAUUAUAUUCUUAAGUUGAACCAUACUUCCUUGCUGAAGGCUAUUCUCAACUAUUGUGGUAUCCCAGAAGACAAACAUCUUCAAGUUUAUGACAUUAUGAAUGAUGUUAAAAAUGAAAAGCUUACUCACACUCAGAGACAAACACGACUAUGUAGUUUGUCUUUGUCAGAUCAAACGGUGUUGAAUUUUAAUAAGUACAUGCAAAUUGAGGGUUCCUACAGCAAAGUGAAUGAGAUAUUGAAACCUAUUACACGAGCAAAAGGUGCAAAUGCUUCAUCAGCCAAACAAGGGUUACAUGAACUAGAGGCUAUCAUGUCACAUGCACUGGUCUUUGGUAUCAAAUUACAGAUGGAAAUAUCUCUUGGUCUGACAUACAAUGCGCAUUUUUUUUCUGGUUUGAUUUUCCAAUUUAUUGCUGAAGUCAGUCAUAAGAAAAAGAAAAUCGUCAUGGAUAUCCUUGCUGGCGGUGGUAGAUAUGACAAAUUAAUAUCACACUUCAAAGCCCCAGUAGAUAGUAAUAUGGCAAUUCAUACACAGCAUGCUGUCGGUGUGAGUCUAGCUUUUGAUAAACUUGUCUCUGCAGUCCAAGAAGAAACUGACUAUGCACCAAGCGUUGUUGAUAUCCUUGUAUGUGUUGUGGGCAGUAAACCUUUAUUAAAAGAAAGACUGAAAGUUGUGCGUGAUUUGUGGAGUGCUGGAUUAAGGGCUGACCUUAUCUAUGACAGUACUUUGUCGCUGGAGGAGAUACAGGAUUACUGUAAACAAGAAAACAUUCCACAUUUGGUGAUGCUGAAAGAUGUUGAAAGUGGCACUUUAAAGGUGUUUGUGAAAACCUUUGACACACAGCGAGGAGGUGCCAUAGAGAAGAAGGUAUCCGUCAUUGAAUUGGUAGAAUAUUUACAACAGAAAUUUCAAAUAGCUAAAUUAGAUGCUGUUGAAGGAAAUGCACAGUAUGCAACACGACAAGUCAAUACUUCUGCCACUGAGUCUAUUUAUGGGAAGACUGGUCCAGACUUCUGUGUCUCCUACAUACCACUUGAUAAGCUGCAGAAUCAUGUGAAAAGGAGAAUUGAAGGACAGAUGUUGUCAACGGUGUCAAGAGUUUUGCAGAAUUUGUCAACUAAAGCAAAUGUUGAAAUUAUUGGGGUUGUAACCAGGAAGUUGUAUGUGGUUACCAGUUCUCAAAAGCUUCCCGAUGAUUAUAAAGAAUACAUCACAACUACAUAA